This is a messenger RNA of Mobula hypostoma (lesser devil ray), 7655 nucleotides long. RefSeq names its product multiple PDZ domain protein. The transcript has 49 exons. Gene Ontology annotation, molecular function: protein binding. The record is from RefSeq and is a predicted model, not a curated record. Lineage: Eukaryota; Metazoa; Chordata; Chondrichthyes; Myliobatiformes; Myliobatidae. The coding region runs from base 341 to 6298 and encodes 1985 amino acids. Gene Ontology annotation, biological process: tight junction assembly; regulation of microtubule cytoskeleton organization; microtubule organizing center organization. Gene Ontology annotation, cellular component: plasma membrane; apical part of cell; cytoplasm.
GUAGUUUUGAUUUUACCUUGGCACUGGAAAAAUGUUGGAAGGCUUGGGAACAGCCCUGCUGUAAUUGGGAACUGCCUGUGCCCUUACCAAAACAACACUUCAAGUAGACAACUCAUUAACAAUCAAGACUGAGGAAUAAUGCUGGUCAUGUUGGAACUGAUCAUAUUGUGAUGAUAUCCAGCGUACUUUGUUGGCCGUGGAGCGGUUACAGGCCAAACUACGAGAAAAAGGAGAUGCAGCAAACGAAGAGAAAUUAAGCUUAUUGAGAUCUGUGCUGCAGAGCCCACUCUUCAACCAGAUCUUGAAUCUACAGAGCUCUGUGCAACAGUUGAAAGAUCAGAUGAAUAUCGCACCAUCUUCUGUACAUUCAAACAUCGAUCUUUCUCAAGCAACUGGUUCACCUGUCUCUUUGGCUUCUUCCCCAUUAAAUGAAUCGUACAUGAUUGCUCAACAGAAUGGAAAUAAAGAAACUGAACAGGAACUUUCAAUACAGCCUGGCUCUCCUUAUGUUAAUGGCAGGCGGUCCAAUGAAGAGUUCGAGCAGAUUCUGAGAAAAAUGUCUCAUGGCCGUCCAAUUGAAUAUAUAAAUCUAGUGAAACCUCCCUGUGGUGGUUUGGGAUUUAGUGUUGUAGGACUUAAGAGUGAAAAUAAAGGAGAACUGGGGAUUUUUGUACAGGAAAUCCAAGAUGGCAGUGUAUCUGCAAGAGAUGGUAAACUAAAGGAAGCAGACCAAAUCCUUGCUAUCAAUGGACAGGCUCUAGAUCAGAGUGUCACCCAUCAACAAGCUAUUGGCAUCCUGCAGAAAGCCACUGAUCAGGUUCAGUUGGUGAUUGCCAGGGGAGCAAUUUCACAUUUAUCCAGUCCAGUGAUUUCACGUACCCCGUCAGAUGCAAGUACGCUCUCAGCACAUUCAUCUACAGUCUAUUGGCAGUUUGUUGAAAGUGUAGAAUUGGUUAAUGACGGCUCUGGUUUAGGAUUUGGAAUAGUGGGUGGAAAAACAACUGGUGUUGUUGUGAAGACCAUUUUGCCUGGUGGAGUUGCUGAUCGGGAUGGACGACUUCAAAGUGGGGAUCAUAUUCUCAAGAUAGGUGAAACAGACCUGUUUGGAAUGGGUAGUGAGCAAGUGGCUCAGGUUCUGAGACAGUGUGGAAAUCGAGUCAAGUUGGUAAUUGCAAGAGGAGCUGUGGAAGAUCCCUUGGCUGCUGCCCCUCAUGGACUUCCUGCAUUACCGACUGUACCACCGGUAGCAGAAGAGCCUGAACCAACUUUCUCCCAGCAUGUUGAUGGGGAAGUAUUUGAUGUGGAGCUUACAAAAGAUGUUCAUGGACUAGGCAUAACCAUUGCUGGUUAUGUUGGAGACAAGAAUCAAGAGCCUUCUGGCAUCUUUGUGAAAAGCAUCACUCAAGGAAGUGCAGUUGAGCAGGAUGGAAGAAUACAUGUUGGGGACCAGAUAAUAGCCGUGGAUGGAACAAACAUUCAAGGCUUCACUAACCAGCAAGCUGUGGAGAUGCUGCGACAUACAAGUCAAAUUGUGCAUCUAAUUUUAAUGAGGAGAGAACACAAGCCAGAAGCUUUGAUACAGUCUGAGUGUCAAAGUGAAGUGAAACCUGAGAAGAAUGAAGAUGCCCUCACAAUAGAUGACAAACCUUCCAGAACUUUGGAUGAUGUGGAUGAAAAGUCAUCAGUACAAGACAACAGGACUUCAAGUGCUACCCCAAUAAACGAACAAGAAACUGAAAUUGAAACUGAAUCUGAAGGGAUUCAGCUCAGUUUGUCAGAAGAAAGCAUUUGUGUUAAAUGGCAAGAGAUUCUUGGAGCUAACUAUGAAAUUGUGGUGACACAAGUAACAAAGUUCAGUGAAAGUAGUGGUCUAGGCAUCAGUUUGGAAGCCACAGUUGGGCAUCACUAUAUUCGUUCCAUUCUCCCUGAAGGCCCAGUGGGACGAAAUGGAAAGCUAUUUAGUGGAGAUGAGCUGUUAGAGGUUAAUGGUAUACCACUACUAGGUAAGAAUCACAAAGAUGUUGUGAGUAUUCUAAAGGACCUGCCUAUCAAUGUCACCAUGGUCUGCUGCCACCCAGUCCUGGAGGUCAAAAAUGAAACUGAUAUUGAUGACAUGAUUUCCAUAGAAGAACCCCUUCAAACAAAUGAAGAGGUGUUAGAAUUUCUUCCUUCAUCAGUACCUCUGGAUUGGAAUAGAGAUCAAGGGGAAGCAGUCAGUGACAAAGAAUUUUUGCAGAUGCAGGUUGAUAAUGAAUUCACAGCCGCCUCUGAGGCAGAUAACAGUGCUGUGGUUGACCUGGACAGAGAGGAAAGUUGUGUGGAUGUGCAAGGAUCUCACCUGGCUAUGUGGGAAGAUGAAAUCCAAAACAUAGAAUUAGAAAAAGGUAGUUCUGGGCUUGGUUUCAGCAUUUUGGAUUAUCAGGAUCCAGUUGACCCACUUCGGACAGUCAUUGUGAUUCGAUCAUUAGUACCAAAUGGUGUGGCUGAGCAAGAUGGUAGACUUCUUCCAGGGGACCGACUCAUGUUUGUCAACAGUAUUAAUCUGGAGAAUGCAACUCUCGAAGAAGCUGUUCAGGCAUUGAAAGGUGCAUCAGGAGGCAAAGUUAGAAUUGGUGUCGCCAAGCCUUUGCCGCAGUUUUCUCCAGAGGAGGGGGAUGUGCCUACCAAUGAAGAGUCUGUACUAUCCCUUUAUCAGUCCUGUGAUGAGGAGGAGGCUGUCGAUGCUGCUGUUUUUCAUGCAGAGUUAGCAAUGGUAGAAGCAACUGAAAGUGACUUUGCUGAUGAAAAGAUAUUUGAGGGUGAGGAUCUUCAUCAGGUCUCCACUGUGGCCAUGCAUGGCAGUGCAUGCAGUGAAGAUCUCUCAGUUCCAUCAUCAUUUUGCAAGGAUGUAUAUGAAAACUCAUUGGGUGAUUGUAGUGUAUCCUCAACUGAAGAGAAUGAAGAGCGACGGAUGUCCUUAGCCAGAAGAUUUGUGAAAACCAUUACCAUUGCAAAAGGCAAUGCUAGUCUUGGGAUGACUGUGAGUUCCAGUAAGGAUGGCUCAGGAAUGAUGGUGCGUACCAUUAUACACGGCGGAUCCAUUAGCCGUGAUGGCCGAAUUGGGGUAGGUGAUUGCAUCUUAGCAAUGAAUGGGGAGCCAACUACAGAUCUUAUCAAUGCACAGUCUCGUGCAUUGUUACGAAGACAUUCUCUGAUUGGACCAGAUAUAAUAUCUCCAUGUGCAUCUGGUGAUGAUCAGUCCUCAUUUUAUGUUGUCACAUAUGUGUCUGCGGAAGAUCUGGUCAAAUACAAGACAAUGAUGAAUCAACAACUUGAAGAAAUUACUGAGGUUGAUGAUUUAUCACUUCCACCUGUCAGUGCUGAUCUGCCUGAAAGAGAAGAAGGUGAAGGAGAAGAAAGUGAGUUACAGAACUCAUCAUAUAAUAACUGGAAGCAAGCUCGUCGUGUGGAGCUAUGGCGUGAACCUGGGAAGUCCUUAGGAAUUAGCAUUGUUGGAGGAAGAGGAAUGGGUAGUCGGCUGAGUAAUGGUGAGGUCAUGAGAGGAAUAUUCAUUAAACAUAUUCUGGAGGACAGCCCAGCAGGAAGAAAUGGAACAUUAAAAACUGGAGACAGAAUUGUUGAGGUAGAUGCAGUUGACUUGCGUGAUGCAAGUCAUGAACAGGCAGUUGAAGCUAUUCGGAAAGCAGGCAAUCCUGUGGUGUUUUUGGUGCAGAGUUUAAUAACCAGACCUCGGAAACAGCCUUUGUCUUUCCUGCAGUCUAACCCUUUGCCUGAAUCAAGCAACAAGAGUGGCAGUACUAACACAUUUGCUGACUCUUUUCAGACCCGCGUUAGACAGGUUUCUGCAUAUCAAGCUAGGACUUUUCCACGCCCUUUCCCAACUAACUCAUUUGCAAUCAGUCCAUUUAAGGCAUCCAGCCAACCAGAUACAGAGACUGAAAUAACGUCAGGACUCACAGGUUUACAGCCAUCACAGCCUGAAUCCAUUGAAAAAGAGAUCAGCAAUAUUGCAACAUUACCAGCGAACAGUAGUGUCCACUCAGAAGAUGAAUUGGAAGAAGAUGAUGAAUUUGGUUACAGCUGGAGGAAGAUCAAACAACGGUAUGGAAGCCUGGCAGGUGAACUCCAUAUGAUUGAACUGGAAAAGGGGAAGAGUGGCCUUGGCCUCAGUCUUGCUGGCAACAAGGAUCGAUCCCGAAUGAGUGUCUUUGUUGUUGGCAUUGAUGCCAAUGGAGCAGCUGGCAAAGAUGGCAGGUUACAGAUCGCAGAUGAAUUGCUGGAGAUAAAUGGGCAGCUACUGUAUGGGCGUAGUCAUCAAAAUGCUUCUUCAAUAAUCAAAAGUGCACCUUCAAAAGUCAAAAUUAUUUUUAUCAGAAGCACAGAUGCGGUCAAUCAAAUGGCAGUCAGUCCUGUAAAAUCGCCUGACUUCAUGUCCAUUCCAGGAAGCCAGCAGGAGAAAGAUCAGAAUGCAUCUCAGUUGCAAGCUGGAAAAUGUCAAACUUUAUUUAAGAAUACUCAGGAUGUGCUGCUUACCAAGGAUCAAAGUGGACUAGGAAUUGCAAUUAGUGAAGAGAGUACCAAUGACGGAGUGGUUAUCAAGAACCUAACAGAAAAUGGAACAGCGUCAAAGGAUGGAAGAGUUAAGGUUGGGGAUCGAAUCUUGGCUGUGGAUGAUGAACCUGUUGCAGGUCAUCCAAUAGAAAAGGUUAUAAGCUUGCUAAAGCAAUCAAAGAACACUGUUAAACUAACCAUCAGUUCGGAUGAUGUGAAUUCAGAACAAUCUGAGACGCUGCCUGCCAUCACUUCUUCAGUAGAUGUCAAAAGCAUUCAGCCUUCUUCCAUGCAUGGUAUUGCUGCCUCGCCUGAUCUCGAUUCCAGCAAUAAAGAUCCAAACAGAUCUUCAACAGCUGGUUCAUCAACAUUGGACAUGGCUUCUUGUUCGAUUAUUCCCGGACGAGAAACAACCAUUGAAAUUUCCAAGGGACGCACUGGACUUGGACUUAGUAUUGUUGGAGGAGCAGACACCUUACUGGGUGCCAUAAUUAUUCAUGAAGUGUAUGAAGAAGGAGCCGCAGCUAAAGAUGGAAGAUUGUGGGCUGGGGAUCAAAUACUGGAGGUUAAUGGAAUAGAUUUGAGAGUUGCCACUCAUGAUGAAGCAAUAAAUGUUCUAAGACAAACUCCACAGAAAGUCCGUCUGACAGUCUACAGAGAUGAAGGCCAUUAUAAGGAGGAAGAUAUAUAUGACUUGCUCACUGUUGAAUUGCAAAAAAGACCAGGGAAAGGGCUUGGACUGAGUAUUGUCGGAAAAAGGAAUGAUACUGGUGUUUUUGUAUCUGACAUCGUGAAGGGAGGAAUAGUAGAUUUGGAUGGAAAACUGGUGCAAGGAGACCAAAUACUCUCUGUGAAUGGGGAAGAUGUUCGAAACUCAACCCAGGAAUCCGUUGCUGCUAUGCUGAAGUGUGCACAAGGCGCAGUAAAAUUGGAGGUUGGCAGAUUGAAGACUGGAUCAUUCUCAUCUGAAAGAAGAGUUUCUCAAAGUAGCCAGGUCAGUGAGGGGAGUUGCGGUGGGCUGAUCCCUCUCUGUUCUACUGCUUCUGGAUCUAUUCAAGCUGAAGUAUAUGAAACCGGAAACCGAAAACAUGCCUGGACCGAGAUUAAAGGGCUAAGGGCAGUGGAAUUUACAAAGGGUCCUACAGAUUCACUGGGAAUCAGCAUUGCAGGAGGAGUAGGCAGCCCUCUUGGAGAUGUUCCCAUUUUUAUUGCAAUGAUGCAGCCAAAUGGAGUAGCAGCCCAGACACAGAAACUGCGGGUUGGAGACAGGAUUGUAAGUAUUUGUGGAAAAUCUACAGAGGGAGUAACCCAUUCCCAGGCAGUCAACUUACUGAAAAAUGCUUCAGGGCGUAUUGAAUUACAGGUUGUUGCAGGCGGUGAUGUUAGUGUGGUAACCAAUCAGCAACAGGAACAUGCAACAACUACCCUUUCACUGUCAGGGCUGACAGCAAGCAGCAUCCUUCAUGAUGACUUAGCGCCUCCACAAUACAAGACAAUUACUUUAGACAGAGGUACUGAUGGUCUGGGUUUUAGUAUUGUUGGUGGAUAUGGCAGUCCUCAUGGGGAUCUGCCUAUAUAUGUUAAAACAGUUUUUACAAAGGGAGCAGCUGCAGAAGAUGGACGCCUGAAACGCGGUGACCAAAUUAUUGCUGUCAAUGGACAAAAUCUAGAAGGUGUCACACACGAAGAAGCUGUCAGUAUUCUGAAGCGUACAAAGGGGACCGUUACGCUAACAGUACUCUCCUAAUUGGACCUUUCGGAUGAAGACUUGGUUGAUUAUGACCUGUGUUGAUCUAAUGGACAAGAACAGAUUUGGGAGUUAUUUGAUUAGUAAUUCCACUAAUUUAAUGAAGAGAAUUCAUUUUAUGAAAUGUGUAUCUCCUUAGCAUUAGUAACUCUUAAUCUAUAAGUAUAAAAAUAUGAACAAUAUUGAAUAAAUCUCAAGCUAAGCAUUAAUUUGGAGUUACAGUGUAAAUUGGUUAAAAAAAAAACAGCAUAACAGACUUGAUAUUAAAUUUGUGCAUCAUGUUCUGGAGAUUUAUUGUAGUAGAUAAAGAGUACUGUCUUCCCUCCAAAGGCAAGCUAUUUACAAUACAUUUUAGACAUUCAUAAUUUGCCCUGAGAUUUAUAACUUACCUUUGUAUUAUUUUUAAACUUCCAAAUUGUAGUGCAAUUACUUUUUUAUUUCUGCAUUUUUCUCCUCUAAAAUGGCUGCUUGAUAACUUCUUGUAAGGAACCACAGCAGUAUCAUCAGCACAGGAGGGUUCAGAGUAGCAGAGGAUAGUUUUUAAAUGUAAAUGGAAUCUAGAAAAUUUUGAAGCUGAGGGGAAAUACUGUCAGUAAGACUUGGAGCUGUACAAAGACAAAUUGCAUUUUCAGUAAAUAUGUUUGACUUGUAAGUACAUAUCAAUACCUAUUCUGCGACUCAUUAAGUAACAUGCCCAAGCCAGCCUCUGUUCAAGAAAAAGUCAGCAGCUGUUACAAGGCUUUGUACAGUAUUUAACUUCAGUUUAGGUAGAAAUACUGUUCUGUGAAGUCAGGUUGUGUCUUCACAGUUUGGAUGGUAACGUAACAGAAUGGAUCAUGAUCUCCUUAUAAAACAUGCAGUAUUAAUCCUUUUAACUUUGGAAUGCAAAUUAGCAGACUCCAUGAAAGCUGAUACACUUCUCUAAAUUAUUACCACCCAAAGUAAAGUCAAACUCUCUAUGAAAUUAACUCAAUAAGUUGCUGCUAUUUAUUUGCAACUAUUUAAUAAAAGUUCUUGACAAGUGCUUCUUUGAUUCACUACUUGAGCAAGAAAUUAAAUGACAUUUGCCAGUAAGUUGGACAGUUAAACCUGUGUAGCAGUACAUUACCAUUUACUGAUUUUGUUUUGAUACACUGUGCUAUUGAAUGUUAGUGUGUAAAAUCUUUUCAAAAGCAUCCAUUUUUUGACUUCAGUUUACAAACAUGACUGUUAAUAAUAACCAAUUUUGGUAACUAACAAUUUGUUUUAAAAUCCUAAAAAGUUUGAGUUUGUUAUUUGAAUGCAAAGAUUCAACAGCAGCUGUUUUUGAUUUGAUGUCUACUUUUCUCAAUGUGAAUGUAAGAGCAAUAAAUUAACU